Messenger RNA from Pseudopipra pipra, 1855 nucleotides. It is a transcript of the gene YIPF4, whose product is annotated as Yip1 domain family member 4. Gene Ontology annotation, biological process: endoplasmic reticulum to Golgi vesicle-mediated transport; vesicle fusion with Golgi apparatus. The transcript is spliced from 6 exons. Lineage: Eukaryota; Metazoa; Chordata; Aves; Passeriformes; Pipridae. Gene Ontology annotation, cellular component: membrane; trans-Golgi network. Bases 204 to 944 code for a protein of 246 amino acids. The record is from RefSeq and is a predicted model, not a curated record.
GCCCCGCCGGCCAGUGCGGGCGCGCCUUGCGAGCAGCCAAUGGCAGGGGCGGCGCCGCUUGUUGUCGCCCCGUGAGGCGGCUGCGCCGUGGGCUCGGUGCCGCCGCCGCCGCCGCAGGAGGGACCCGGGAGGCCCCAGGCCCCGGUGCCCGCUCGCCCCUCGCCGCCCUCACCGGCCCCGCAGCCCCCGCGGAGGGCGGGGAGAUGCAGCCCCCGGGCGCUCAGCAGCCGCCGCUCUACGCGCCCAGCAGCGGGGACUUCACCUUCGUCUCCUCGGCGGACGCCGAAGAUCUGAGUGGCUCCAUAACAACUCCAGAUGUUAAGUUAAAUCUUGGAGGAGAAUUCAUCAAAGAAUCUACUGCGACUACAUUCCUAAGACAGAGAGGGUAUGGCUGGCUUCUGGAAGUGGAAGAUGAUGACCCAGAAGAUAACAAGCCACUCCUGGAAGAACUUGACAUUGAUCUGAAGGAUAUUUACUACAAAAUUCGAUGUGUGUUGAUGCCUAUGCCAUCUCUUGGGUUCAAUAGGCAGGUAGUGAGAGACAAUCCAGACUUUUGGGGUCCUCUGGCAGUUGUCCUCUUCUUCUCAAUGAUUUCGUUAUAUGGACAAUUUAAGGUUGUUUCUUGGAUUAUAACUAUUUGGAUAUUUGGAUCCUUGACAAUUUUUUUACUGGCCAGAGUUCUUGGAGGAGAAGUUGCUUAUGGCCAAGUUCUUGGUGUAAUAGGAUAUUCCCUACUUCCCCUCAUUGUCAUAGCACCUGUACUUUUGGUGGUUGGAUCAUUUGAAGUUGUUUCUACCCUAAUAAAACUGUUUGGAGUCUUUUGGGCUGCAUACAGUGCUGCAUCAUUACUAGUUGGAGAAGAAUUCAAGACCAAGAAACCCCUUCUAAUUUAUCCUAUCUUUUUAUUAUACAUUUAUUUUCUGUCCUUGUACACUGGGGUGUGAUCUAGUGUAAGAUGGGGCCAGAAACCAUAUUUUAGUCACUUGCAGACUGAUAAUGUGUAAGGUUGAGGAGGCUGGAGCUAAUACAAGUGACUGUUUUGUAUCCAGUUGUCAAGAUGUUUUAAGAUCGAAGAGCAUAUUUGUGUAUAUUAUUUAAUGAAGCAAUUGUAGCUAUAUAGAUUUGUAUCAAAGUUCUAGGUUUGUUUAAGACUCUUCAGAUUUUAAUGAACAAAAUAAAAGAACCUUGUGUUUUAUAAUAACGCGUAGCAAAACCACAACUCAAUACCUGUGCCAAAAGCACUGGGACCAUAUUACUAUAUUCAAGAAGAAAAAAUGAGAAGUUAACUGUAACAAUCUCAAAGUGCAAUUUUUCUUUUGAGCUUAAACACAGCUGGCUUUUUUUGGCACAGCAAAUUCUGUAGAUAAUAUAUAUUUAUGAAACAGUCCUGAUUGUUCACAGAAUAGUCUGUAUAAUCAAGACAAGAAGAUACUACUUUUAAUUUAGUGCCUCAAUUACUUUGAUUUGGCUGUUGAGUUUUUAUAAAUUCCAAUUUGUUUUCAAAACAUGUAUAUACUGUGUAUUUUGUAUCUAUUGUUGUGUGUACCGUAAAUACUCCUUGGUUAAGGAUGUAUAUUGGAUUUUUAAAAAUUGAAGAUACAAGUAUUUGAAGUCUUCAUUUACUAUCUCUGACCAAAGGAGCAAGAUAUUUACAGUGUGGCAUAAUUAAUUAAAAUGCAUAUUUAGAGAAUCAAAUUAUUUUACUUAAAAGUAUAAAUUUAUGGAGAAAUGGGUGAACACCUUUCUCAACUCUAGUGCUGGCUUAGUGUUGGAGAAAAAAGAUGAUCCAUCAAAUUUGUGUGAUCUUUAAACAAUGUUAUUUUAUGAUGACAAAAUAAAAAUAAUGCUUCCCUAA